AUGACCAGUCUGCAAAUCCAGCAAUAUGCCAAGUACAUCGGCCCCACCGACGAGCACGAUUAUGCCCUCCUCGACCUCCGCCUCUACGACGACGACCACGACGAAGCCGUCGCCGAGCAAGGCACCUUCCGCAAAGUCGGCCCGUCCGAGUUCUUCCACCAGUUUGCCGACGCUGACCAGCCCAACCAAUCCCAAGAUCUGCGUGACGUCGACCAGAUCGAGAGCAUUGUAGCACCCCACGGCUCCGCCCUCAUUCGCCUCUACUUCCGCAUCGUUCAUCCCAGCUUCCCUAUCCUGCAGAAGGACUUGUACCUCGAGCGCUACGCCCGCUCAUACCGUGUCUUCUCCCCUCCCCUCCUUGCCGCUGUCUACAUUCUCGCACUGAAUUGGUGGUCAUACUCCCCCGAACUCCGCGGCCACGUCAAACCCGACAUCACCCUCCUCGAAGACAUUGCCUUUCGCUCUCUGCAAGAAACCUCCCAGCGCCCAAAAGUCUCUACCGUCCAAGCGGGUUUGCUUCUACUGCAGCGUCCCGGCAGCAUAAGCUCGUGGCAACUCACCUGCCAGAUCGUCGCCAUCGGCCAAGAUCUAGGCCUCCAUCUCGACUGUUCCUCCUGGCGUAUUCCCGUCUGGGAGCGUGCCCUCCGUAAGCGGCUUGCGUGGGCCCUGUUCAAUCAAGACACCUGGUCUGCUCUCAUCUAUGCCCGCCCACCACACAUCGCUCUGAGCAACUGGGCCGUGCAGCCUGUGUCCUCCGAAGACUUUCCUGACGAUGCCGUUGGCGAGGAGGAAGACAUUGUCGCCGAAGUGGAGAAGGGCCGUACUCUUUUCAAUGAGCUCAUCUCCCUCUCCAAAAUGCUCAGCUCCAUCCUUGAACAGCUGUACUCAUUACAAGCCGAAUUAGACAUCACACAUUCCUACGACCCGACCAAGGCCGUGCUCGAGCGCGCCAAGCCAAUUCAGGUGCGCCUGAAGACGUGGUGGUCAGAACUCCCCGAAAACCUGCGGAUGGAUGCCACCCGCUCUGGUGUCUUGUCUUCAGUCGGCUACCUGCAUCUCGCAUACUUCGCCACCGAGAUCACCCUGCACCGCCGUAUUCUGCGCUCGUUGAGUCCUUCGACAGAUCCGUACCUCAUUCAGAUCUGCCGAUCCGCCGCAAAGGCCCGCCUCAUCAGCGCAAUGGACUUCUUCAAUCGUCUCAAACCCGAACACCUGCAAAGCUUCUGGUAUUUCUGCAGCAAGUUCAACUUUGCCCUCAUCGGUACCUUUGCCGGCUUGUGUUUCGUCACCUCCGUCUCGCAGGACGAGGCCGAGUUCUAUCAGCGGCGCCUGAUGGAGUAUCGAUGGACGCUGCGGGUCAGCAACAAGAGUGCAGAGUUCUUGGAGAUUGCGAGCGGCAUCUUGGAGAGUGCAGUCGGUAGUCUGCUGAAGGCGGCCGAGGGCAUCGAGAGCCGGAAAGUAGACUUUCCCAUGCUGGGCAGUGGAGGUGGUACCGGCGGCGACGGAGCUUGGGACCUCGAAGGUGAGCUGAGUAGCCUUGACGACACUGAUAUGGAGGGGAGGUAG
This is a messenger RNA of Cyphellophora europaea CBS 101466, 1566 nucleotides long. RefSeq lists its product as uncharacterized. Gene Ontology annotation, cellular component: nucleus. Gene Ontology annotation, molecular function: DNA binding; zinc ion binding. Gene Ontology annotation, biological process: DNA-templated transcription. Bases 1 to 1566 code for a protein of 521 amino acids. The record is from RefSeq and is a predicted model, not a curated record. The transcript has a single exon. NCBI's taxonomy places the organism in Eukaryota, Fungi, Ascomycota, Eurotiomycetes, Chaetothyriales, Cyphellophoraceae.